AUGGAGGAUAGAGCGUUGGAGGAGAAUGAGGAGACGGUACCCCAACCCAACAUAUGUGGGAUGCCAAAGUCAAUAGACUCCGGCCACCUCGAGAGAAUAGAAGAGGAUCGAAGUGUAAAGAAAGCAUAUCUGGGAAUACCAAUGGGCGUGUUGGCGAGCUCAGAUACCUCUGGAAAUUUGCCUUUGAGAGGGACCUGCACGAGCUCCAUAUGUCCUUGA
This is a messenger RNA of Pieris macdunnoughi, 219 nucleotides long. The record is from the annotation of a GenBank genome assembly. Lineage: Eukaryota; Metazoa; Arthropoda; Insecta; Lepidoptera; Pieridae.